This is a messenger RNA of Setaria italica (foxtail millet), 1708 nucleotides long. RefSeq names its product RNA-binding protein 38. Lineage: Eukaryota; Viridiplantae; Streptophyta; Magnoliopsida; Poales; Poaceae. Gene Ontology annotation, molecular function: RNA binding. The coding region runs from base 498 to 1460 and encodes 320 amino acids. The record is from RefSeq and is a predicted model, not a curated record. The transcript is spliced from 6 exons.
UUGUUGCAGGUGCUUAUUUUAGUCCACCGGAAACGAGACUAGAAACUAGAAAGGGUCAUGCAGCAGCUGUCAUCCCACACCCGAACCCCUCUCUUCCAGCGCAGCGCCCAGCCACGGCCCCCCUUCUCCUCGGCUGGCCGCCUGCCUUGCCAUCUCUCUCCCCUCUCCCCUCUUGACAUAUCCUUGCUCUUGCUUUCUUGUGAGGUGGAGAGACCGGGAGGUUAUGGAAGGGGAGAAGUAUACUAGGAAACCUAAGGGGAGGGGGCAACCGCAGGAGGCCAGGUCUCUCUGCCUAGCAAUCCGGCCCGCCCGAAACCACUAGCAGAGUCCGGGCGGGUUUAGUUUUGCUCUCCCGGCCCUUUUGUCCCCGGCCACAAAGAUCAUCAUCGAUCGGGGACUAGCAAGUCCAGAGCGAGUCCCAGACACCGGAGGGGAGACGAGACGCCGGCGGCAGAUACAUACGGUGCGAGCGAGCGAGCGUGCGGCGUCAACGUAAGAUGGCUGCGGCUUCAUCGUCCUCCUCUGGCGCCGGCGGGUCCCCGGCCCACGCGCCCCCGGGCGGCGGCGGUGGUGGCGGCGGGGGUUCCGGGGGCGGGGCCCCGUACCACAACCGGUCGCGGUUCGGCGACACGACGCUGACCAAGGUGUUUGUGGGCGGCCUGGCGUGGGAGACGCCGUCCGACGGGCUGCGCCAGCACUUCGAGGCCUACGGCGAGAUACUCGAGGCCGUCGUCAUCACCGAUCGCGAGACCGGCCGCUCCAAGGGCUACGGCUUCGUGAUCUUCCGGCACCCUGACUCGGCGGCGCGGGCUGUGCAGAACCCGAACCCGGUGAUCGCCGGGCGGCGCGCCAACUGCAACAUUGCGGCGUUCGGCCCGCCGCGGCCCGCCGCGCAGGCGAGAGGUAGAGGAGGAGGAGGAGGAGGAGCCCGGGGGCCCCACAUGCAGGAUCAGCCGCAGCUUGGUCCGCCCUACAGGGUGCCGUCGCAGAUGACCCCGCCUCACGGCGCCGCCGUGUUCUACCAUCCCCAGUACGGGUACUGGUACCCACCUGAUUAUCCAUUCCAACAGGCAUUGUACAAUCCUCAAGUGCUGCAACAUUACUACCCUCAGAUGUAUGGUCCAACCUCCCCUUCAGGACCACCAUACCAAUACAUGGGGUACAUGCCCGGUGGCCCGAGUCCAAGGACUGGCUUCUCGUCGUCGAUGCAGCAACCUGCACGGCCCCCAUUCUUUCAGCAGCCAACGGCACAGAUGGAGGGUUCUUUCCCAUCGGGGUCUUCACUCCCACCUAAUUUCAGACUCCAGCUGCCCCCUCAUACAGUCUCAAGGGAAUCUGAUGAUGCUUCCGCAGGAUCUCAAUCAGCUCCACCAACCUCUUCUGCAGAAGCUACAAGCACAAACAACCAGGAAGCUUCAGGGCCUGUAACGUCAAAUUCAGAUGCAAACACAUCAAACUGACUUGCUGAAAAUCCUGGCAAAAUUAUCUGAUAUCAAACUUCUGCAGACUAUUAGUGGUCUGAUAGAGUCCAUGAAACUCACAUCUUGAUUGAAAAAGCAUCCAAAGAUUUGUUCUUUCAUUAUUUCCGAUUCUUUUCUAAUUCUUGCAAUGCAUUUCUUCGCUGAAUCAAUUGUACGGCCAACUGAAUUUCAAGUUAAAAAUUCAGAAAUUCGCCAGAAUAAGUUCCAGCAGCAUUUUACUGUCCAAA